UCUCGACCUUCACUUGAGAUAUUUAGGAGGGUUUAUAGCUUGUACUGAAAUCAGUGAGAUGGGCAUGUUUCAAAACGUAAUCUUAGUGAGAUGGGCAUAGUUCUGGGUUUUGGGAUUAUAAUCUGUUUUGAUCAGUGAGAUGGGUUUUCGAUAUCAAUUAUUAUAAGUUUUUGAUCUUGUCUUAAUUCAUUACUUCAUUCACAUAUCAGAUUAGAUUUGCUUUGGUUGAAACAAGUAGAUUAAUGGCAUUUUGCUAUCUGAUUCUAAAGAACCUGGUUGGCAUGUGGGUUAGUUCUUUCACGUAGCUUAAGAAUUUUUUUUUUUUGAACAUGCUUAAGAGUUAUUUUCUUUUAACAUGCUUAAGAGUUAUGUUUCAGUUUUGCUUUCUUAAUGUCACCGCUAAUACAUGUAUAUUCUCGCUGACUUUGAAUUAAAAAGAGUAAUUAUUACCUUGCAUUUGUUUCACUUCUCAGGUUUCAACAUAAAUCACAACUAUACAAGGCAAGAAGAAUGGCUGAUGACAUGGUUAGGUGGUACUUGGAUGAUGAUGAUGAUGAUGAUGAUGAUUAUGAAGAAGAGCAGGAAGUUGAUAUGCUUAAGCCAGCAAGAUUGCUUCAUAGAACAGAUCGAGGUGCUGGAUGGCAUCAUGUUCAGCAGCUUAUGCACGGGUCAGAUCAACAGUGUUAUGAUAUUCUUCGCAUGCAUCAGAGGACAUUCCAAGAUUUGUGUAAGAUGUUAGCAACAAGAUAUGAGUUAAAAGAGACGAACAAUGUCUAUAUUGAAGAAGCGGUUGCAAUGUUCCUUGAAGUGGUGGGUCAAGAUCAGACAGUACGGGUUAUUGCACAAACAUAUCAGCGUUCGUUGGAUACGGUCAAAAGAAAACUUAGUGAGGUUUUGAGUGCUCUCUUGAAGUUUGCUGCAGAUGCACUAAAACCAGAAGAUGGUGAGUUCACAAGAGUAUGUCCUGCUUUGGGAAAUGAUGAUCGAUACUGGCCAUAUUUUAAAGAUUGUAUUGGAGCAUUGGAUGGUACUCAUAUCUCAGUUCGUCCUCCUAAGGGAAAUGCAGAAGCAUACAGGGGUAGAAAACAGGUGCCAACCAUGAAUGUCCUUGCUAUAUGUAACUUUGAUAUGAAGUUCAUAUAUGCUUAUGUGGGGGUACCAGGUAGAGCCCAUGACACAAAGGUAUUGACUUACUGUGCAAGGAAUGAGCCCUUUUUUCCACAUCCGCCAAAUGGAAAGUAUUAUGUGGUUGAUGCUGGAUAUCCUACAAGAACAGGGUAUCUUGGUCCGUAUCGUAGAGUUCGGUAUCAUCUUGAUCAGUUCAACAGAGGAGGACCACCAACGAACACUCGAGAAGUGUUCAACCGGAGACAUUCAAGCUUACGAUCAGUGAUUGAGCGGACAUUUGGAGUGUGGAAAGCAAAAUGGAGAAUUCUUGACCGUGGGCAUCCUAAAUAUGGUUUGAUCAAAUGGAUGAAGCUAGUGACGGCAACAAUGGCUCUACACAACUUCAUACGUGAUUCACAUCGAGAAGAUAAUGAUUUUGUGCAUUGGCAGGGAAGAGAAGAAUAUCAUGCUCAUGGUGAUAAUGAAGUUGAAGAUGAUGAAGAAGAAGAAGAAGAAGAUGGUGAUGGUUAUGAUGGACAUAUUCCAUAUAAUCCGACUGGUGACAGAGCCAUGGAAGAUUUACGUGAUCAUAUUACUAGUGAGUUGAGUAGAGGAUAUCGAUUACCUUAUUAGUUUAUUUGAUUUGAGUUUAUUAUUAAUCUUAAAACAUUUGACUUUUGUUUUUAAACAUUUAUUUAUGUUUUGUUUGUUGAUA
This is a messenger RNA of Raphanus sativus (radish), 1822 nucleotides long. RefSeq lists its product as uncharacterized. Bases 511 to 1740 code for a protein of 409 amino acids. The record is from RefSeq and is a predicted model, not a curated record. NCBI's taxonomy places the organism in Eukaryota, Viridiplantae, Streptophyta, Magnoliopsida, Brassicales, Brassicaceae. The transcript has 2 exons.